Messenger RNA from Manihot esculenta (cassava), 1111 nucleotides. Its product is annotated as polyadenylate-binding protein-interacting protein 5. Gene Ontology annotation, molecular function: ubiquitin binding. The transcript has 3 exons. The record is from RefSeq and is a predicted model, not a curated record. The coding region runs from base 250 to 840 and encodes 196 amino acids. Lineage: Eukaryota; Viridiplantae; Streptophyta; Magnoliopsida; Malpighiales; Euphorbiaceae.
GGUGCCAAACGGAAGAAACGUCAGUGGUUCCAAGUUCAGAGUAAUUAUUAGCUCUCAAUUCCAUUAUUUCUCUAUUUUCUUUCUCAAUCGCUCUCUUCUUUCCUUCGAUGUCAUUUAGCCUCAAUCAUCCAUCAUCCAUCAUAUCAUCCGAGAAUUUCAUUUUUCAUAUCAUCCGAGAAAUUUCCCAUUUAGCCUUAAUCAUCCAUCAUUGCAGCAGUCAGACAGCGAUAAGGUUUCUAAAUUACUGCAAUGAAGCCAGGAGAUUCUACAUUGAACCCUUAUGCAGCAUCAUACAUACCAUUGUUUAAAAGAGAAGCAGCUGAAAAAAUUGAAGGUCCUGGAGUAACCUCCAAAGUCGCUCAAGGUGGCAAUCAAACUGUAUGGAAUAGACCUGUAGAACAUACCACACAAAACAGGCAGCACAAUCAAGCUUCUUCCAUUCAUCAAGCAUGUGUACCGAAAAAUCAUCCUGCUCCUGGCUUUUAUGGUUCAUCAUCACAAAGUUUAAAUGAAUUGACAGACAAUCAGAUGAUGGAUGAGGAAUCUGACAUUGAUUUGGAAUAUCUUCAGAUGACUUUUCCUGGCAUAUCUGAUGAGUCUCUUAAUGAUGUCUAUAUGGCAAACAAGGGUGACCUGGAGGCCACUAUUGAUAUGUUGAACCAACUUGAGUUUGAUUCUUUUGAGUCUCCUGAAAAUCUUCCUGACACCUUGGACAUUGGAGAUGUCUCUGAAUCUGGAUCUUCAGCUGAGUGUUCAUCUGUGAAACUGAAAAGUGUUGUGGGUGAAGCCAGUGCCUCUUCAUUGGGUUCUGCAGCCCCAGAGUCCGUUAGUGUCACCUGAUUGAGUUGGUGAUUUGCUCAGUUCUUGUUUUGUUUUCUUAAAUUGUGGAUAGGAAGUAUAUGAGUAGGAAACAUUUCAUUUGAGAUGGGAAAGAGAUACAUAUAUUGCUCAUCUAUGGGUGUAUAGUUCUGAGGUGCUUGUUCCCAGCAUGCUUUCGUUUGCUUGUUCUGGGUUCUUUGUGUCCACUAUGUGUAAAAAAGCCCCAUUGAGCGAUAAGAAUGUAGGUUAUAGUAUAUUAUGAAAUGGCAAGUGAUAUUUGGCUCCUUGAAAA